GCGCUUGGGACCGGAGCAGCAGACUCAUUCCUUCUCCUGCCCAUCCAUCUCAACCUCAGUUCGCAGUCUUCGCCACUACGAUGUCCUUCGUCAAUCACGACUACGUCCACCAGCUAUUCAAGUACGUUUCGGCGGGGCUAUUGCUUCCGGUGACGGAAGAGCAAUACCGGGCGCGCGUCUUUCUUCCUGCACACGUUUCCGAAAAGGUGUCCGAGAUCGUCAGGCAUCUGACUGAGGCACAUGCACUGAUUAAGCCUCACUGCGGGGCAUACAAGGACGACCUACACCCUACGAUCGUCCAGCUUGCCGGAGAGGUCCAUGAUCUCCUGCAAAAAAUGACAGAUGGCUUAGAUCAGGCUCCGGAUGAUAUCAAAGGUCAAGCGGAGGAGCACGUCUACCAGAUAUCCAUCCUCUUCGACAGAGCCCAGAAGACCAUGCACAGCCUGGAGUCCUUUCGAGAGCAUAUAGGGGCACAUCGAGUAACGAUACAGGCGCGGUGCGAUGACGCGCGAGAGAUGCGGGAUGCGCAAAAUAGCGUUUUACGCGACGUGGAGGGCGAGCUUCAGGGCAGUCGCAAUGAGUUGGCGAUCAACAUCGCAUUGCAUGAAGAGUACAAAACCAAGGCUAUCCUGGCCGCUUCAUCGGCGGUGAUAUUCCCCAUUGCGGGACCCCUCGCUGGCGGCAUAACAGCGGGUGUAUAUCUGAAGAAGGCGGCCGACACGGCUCAGCGCAUCGCCGAAAUCAAGGAUCGCAUCGAGCGCCUGGUGGCGACUAUCAGUUCGACAAACACCAUCAUAGCCUGUCUGCACGUUAUAGAGGCGGAUCUGGAAAAUAUAAUGACUUUCAGCAGGGGAGCCGCGGAAACCAUCCACAGAACAAUCGCCUUCUGGCAGCGCCUCGCUGUCGAGCUGACGCAGAUCAAGGAGGCCCUGAACAAGAUCGCUGAAGAAUCAAGCCCAGCUAAUUUGUUUGUGGCAAUUCUACGGGCUAACCUCAAGGGUGUCGGGGUUAUUGUUGCCGAGUACAAGGAGGUCGUCCACGAUAUCGACGAUGCACACCAUGAUGCGGUGGAUGCCGUGCUCGCACAGCUCAGCAAUGAGUGAGCCAGUUCUAUUCGGAAGCCCGAUUGUACAACGAAGUGGGAUGCGUCGAACCGAGGCGAAGUCUUGGAAGGUUUGAUACACGGUGUAUACAUAUGCAUCUACAGUAUACUUUGCCAAUCUACCACUGCGCCGUGAAUCCACUAUUGGGAUCCUGCUCGACCGCGUGAUACUGCGUCCUCAGCAUCCUCUCCAUCUCCGCAGGCGCCAACGUCGCCAACACCUCGUCCGCGAUCGCAUCCGCCCUCGUCAGCCCCACCUCGCCCUCCCGUACCGCAACAUCCCUCGCGUCCGUCGCCUCCACCCAGUACAGCUCCUCGACCUUCCGCGUCCACUCCUUGUCGCCCCACCGCGCUUCGCGUGCGUCCUGGCCGUCGCCGUUAAGACCAGCGUCUCCUGCGUUGGCCUCGCUGGCCAACGCCGCGCGCGUGGGCUUGAUCUGCCC
Molecule: messenger RNA, 1545 nt
Organism: Schizophyllum commune H4-8
Lineage: Eukaryota; Fungi; Basidiomycota; Agaricomycetes; Agaricales; Schizophyllaceae
Exons: 7
Coding region: 81-1103 (340 amino acids)
Source: RefSeq, a predicted model, not a curated record